UAAUGGUCUGUUUAUUCGCGCAGUCGCUUAUCAAGCGUUGUGAGAUGCGUAGGCGCAUUUAAAUAUAAUUGUAUUUCAUCGUUUGACAGAUUAUACCGAUGGAAGAGCUAUGGCGGCGUUUCAGAAAACCCCGUGAGAUUGACAAAAGUACAUACUCAUUGGUAUCGUGCGGUGAGCUGACACAAGACACGCUACAAGUGUGGAAUGGCUUGCCCGAAGAAAUUAAGAAGGAUCCGUCUCUAGAACAGAUCAGACAGAAGUAUGAGGAACUCGGUAAUGGUGACAUAUUAACAAAUCAAGAAAUCGAGAAAACCGCUAAAUUCACCAUCAACUCCGAUCCCAUAUUGGACGUUAGCAAAGAGCCCGCACAGGAAGAGUUCCACCACGAAGACCAUGAGAACGAUGUCUAUAUAUCUCCAGAAGACAGAAGGAAGCAAGCACAGAAAAACAGGACGAAACACUAUAUAAAAAUGUCCUUACUGCUCGGCUGUUGGGUUUUCUUCACCGCUGUGUUUUUAACGCACGAUGAAAAGCACGAGAAAUUCCUAACAACCGCCGUUAUACCUGGCGAAAUUAAUAAUUAUACAAUCAAUAUGACAAACACAGAUGCCGUAUUAAUUAAAUUGACAGGUCCGUUUGCAUCGGAGCAAGCGGAAAUAAAAAUGAAUUCUACUGUCUAUGAUAAGGCUGACAAGUUAAUAGCGUGGCUUGAAAAUGAGCAUAAAGUAAGGAAUUUUUAA
This is a messenger RNA of Zerene cesonia (dogface butterfly), 740 nucleotides long. RefSeq lists its product as uncharacterized. The record is from RefSeq and is a predicted model, not a curated record. Bases 99 to 740 code for a protein of 213 amino acids. The transcript is spliced from 6 exons. Lineage: Eukaryota; Metazoa; Arthropoda; Insecta; Lepidoptera; Pieridae.